AUGGAUGGAAAAGCUGAGCCUGAAAAUAUUGAUUCAUAUAAUAAGGCACAUGAAAACAGAGAAGUGAAACCUCACCCUUGUGAUAUAUGUGGAAAGUUAUUCAGUACAGGCAAUUUGUUAUUUUGCCAUAAAUGUAUUAAUACAAGCAAAAAACUACAUCAGUAUGAUAUCUGUGGUAAAACAUUCUCUCGGAGUGACAAUCUAUCUACCCACAAACGCAUCCAUAGUGGGGAGAAACCAUACAGUUGUGAUAUCUGUGGUAAAAUGUAUUCAGGAAGUUGUGAUUUAUUGACCCACAAACUUAUUCAUACAGGAGAAAGACCAUAUCAGUGUACUAUUUGUGAGGAAACAUUUUCUUCAAAACGUCAUUUAUCUUGCCACAUACGCAUUCACACUGGCGAAAGACCAUACCAUUGCGAUAUCUGGAAAAACAUUCUCUCAAAUCACUCUGAAGAGAAACCAUACUACUUUGAUAUCUGUGAUGAAACAUAUUCUGGAAGUGCUGAAUUAUCCUGCCACAAAUGUAUUCACACAGAAGAAAUACCAUACUGCUGUGAUAUCUGUAAUGAAACAUUUUCAACAAAGUUUAAUUUAUCUCGCCAUGUACGUAUUCACACAGAAUAA
Octopus sinensis (East Asian common octopus) is the source of this 624-nucleotide messenger RNA. RefSeq names its product zinc finger protein 271-like. Bases 1 to 624 code for a protein of 207 amino acids. The transcript is spliced from 3 exons. Gene Ontology annotation, biological process: regulation of transcription by RNA polymerase II. Gene Ontology annotation, molecular function: RNA polymerase II cis-regulatory region sequence-specific DNA binding; DNA-binding transcription factor activity, RNA polymerase II-specific. NCBI's taxonomy places the organism in Eukaryota, Metazoa, Mollusca, Cephalopoda, Octopoda, Octopodidae. The record is from RefSeq and is a predicted model, not a curated record.